CUGAAUUUGCGAAUGCAGCAACAUCAAUUGGAAUGACACACUCUUUAGUACGUCGUGUCAUCGGACCAUACUUCAGUGAGAUGCUGCACUUUGCAUGGACGGGAAAAAAGCAAAUUGGUGGUAAGAGCGUCACUGCCUUAUCCAAAGUCAAAGGGCCAGCAAUGGCUGAAUUGAUGAACAAUCUUCUCAAAGCUUGCCUCCCAAACUUUGCUAGUGUCCAGUCGAAUGAGACACUAGUUGAUAGACUGCACUGUUUCUUGCAGCAACAGGAGUCUGACAGACCACAGGCAUCAGCUAGUGUGAGGACACGUGGUGGUGGUGGCAACAGUGAUGCUGAGGAUCACAAGUUGAAAGCGUUGGUCUUUUUUGCAACCGAAGGUCUUGGCAUGAAACCAAUGGUGCAUGGGGAAGAAAACAAGACCUUUGGCACCAAGCUCAAAUCGAUCAUGGACUUGUGUCAAGAGUAUCGAUCGUUUCGCGACACCCCACUGAUGAAGAACAUGAUGGUUUCAUUGGUGGCCGGAUGUUCUUGUGGCAAGACUGAAGUUAAGGGAGAGUGUGCAUAUCAUCAUGCCAGCGCCAACAUCAUGGACAUGACGUAUGAUGUGGCAAAGGUCCUGUUUGCACAGUACCCGAUGAUGGUCCAAGAUUGGAUCCAAUCAGUUGCGACUGCUUAUGCCCAGAGCUGGGAGCUUCCAGCCAUCCUCAAGAAUGUUGGGGUGGUUGCCGAUACUGUUUUGCUUUUCCAAAGUCUGCGGGUUGACUGUGUGCUGGCAAUGUUUGACUUCAUUGCCCGUGGGCAUGCAACGUUGCGCACUGCUGAUGAAGCAGAGAUCGCUGAAUCUGUGAAGGUGAUGCAGUCUGAAGGGGCCCACGCUCAUGAGCCUAUCGCUGCGAUCAUUGCGGUCUUGCGGCAAAAGAAGAUCAAGCGGAUUCUUGUGGCAACAGAUCGUUUCAUGAGUGAUCGCCAACAUUUCAUCGAGGGGUGGACGAAGCUGCUUGACAAGAGCUUGAAUCACAUCAGUGAAGGCAGCAAAGCUGCAAAACAGCAGCUAACAUUGGAGUUGGAAAAGUUCUUUCCUGCACUACAGGCUGAGUUAUCGUCAACUCAGACUCAACCAGCACAAGGUGCUGCCACGGCCGGUGUCAGUGCGACCGGGAAGGAAACUCUGCGACUUGCGGCUGCAGCUGAUGGAUCACAACAGUUCAACGAGUUGAUGAAGCAUCCAUCGGUCGCGGAAUGCACGAUCGACAUUGUCCAUGAGAAGGCCAUGAUCUAUGAAAGGCUUCUCUCUCUGGCACAGUCACGUGAUUCGCCAAAUUGGGAGAAGCUGCUUGUGAUCUUCGAUGCAGCUGACAUCAAGCAAACCACCUACGCUGUCAAAAUCAAAAUUGAUGGUGAUGAUGAACCCAAGAUUUUGACGACCAGUCAGUUACUUCGUUCUGGUGCUGCUGCCCACUGUGAAGGAAAACAGCUAGUAGUCUUGGAAUCAUCAGGUGCACUGGCGGCAUCAAUGGCCAAUCAAAGUCAAAGUGGCCAACCUGGUGAUGCAGCGACAGCAGAACCUGAAGAUGGCAUCAGGUUUUAUGGGAUGAAGGUUUCUGAGUUGACCCAGUUGACAUCGCUUGAGUUCACUUUCUUUGGAGAGGUAGGCUUGGAAGGGAAGGCGCCCACACUUGCUUUGACCUCGGCAACACCUGAUGAUUCAAAGUCUCCGGCUUUACCAUGGCAUAUCAUGGGAACCAAAAAUGACAACCUGAUGUCAUCAGAGUGUGCUUGUCCGGCAUGGUUGAUCCCAAAGGCAAAAGCUGCAGCCAAACCCACCAAGAAGGACAAGACAGACAAGGCCGACAAGACUGAGAAAGACAAACCAUGCAUCAGCAAGGACAACAUGGACAAGGACAAGGACAAGGACAAGGAGAACGAUCCAAUGACGGGGAACCAUGUACCUGAAGGAGAACAUGGUGAUCAGCCUGCUGCUGAGGAUGAUGACGAUUCCUCAGCAUUGAGCGCACUAGCAGCAGUUGCCUUGGGUACUCAAGUGAAGGGCGCUGGCAAGGGCGGUCGGGCAGGUCGGGGCAGAGGAGCACCCAAAUGCAAAGCUAAGGCAAAGGCAAAAGCGAAGGGCAAGGCGAAGAAGUCCGAUGUGGAACAGCUGGAUGGCUUAUCAGUGUUUGUUCAGCCUGUGUUGACGUUCGAUUCCGACCUCGUCACACCAUUGACGGUGAAGAGAGGCGACAGUGAGAAGGAUAUUGAGAUCAUUGUGCCCCGUUUGAUUGCCAACCCACUCUUCAAGCAGCUGAUGGAUAUGCCGAAGGAAGAACAACCACCAGUCAUCUACAUCCCUGUGCGUGAGAUCGGUGAGAAUGAAUGGCUCUUGACUCUCAGCCGUGGCCCUUUGCCAUGCGAGGUGCUGAAGAUGCAAGAGCGAUCGACAGAUCAGAAGGACAAGGAAGCUGUGGAACACCACUUGAAAGUCUUAGAGGCAUGGGGGAACAAACCCGUUUGGCAGGGCGUGCCAGACACGUUGGCAUCGGUGGUCACUGGUGCUACAAAACGUGGCAAUGCCAAUGACAAAUGCAGCAAAGACAUGCGACACUUAUCCGUGUGAUGAGUUGACAAUAGCUGUGCCUGUUUUGACCAUGGGUCUUUUGUGUUAUGCUACAAUGCGCUGACACACUUACGAUCAUACGAUCAUUUAAUUGAUUUCAUCGAAAUCGAUGAGAACUCUCAGUGAACUGGCGUAGUAGAUCAUGAGCUCACCAGGCUCGCAUUCCCAUUGCGCAAUUGAAC
Messenger RNA from Cladocopium goreaui, 2794 nucleotides. The record is from the annotation of a GenBank genome assembly. Lineage: Eukaryota; Dinophyceae; Suessiales; Symbiodiniaceae.